AUAUUUCUCAACAUUUAUGAAUAAAUUUGAAUUGGCUCUCCAAACUUAACAAGAAUUAUUAAACUAUAUUCUAACAACUUAAUGGAAGGAUGAUUAAGAGAAAUAACAAUUAGGAGUAAUAUUUUAGAAAGUCUAAGUAUUUAUUAAUACAACUCUAUUAGACAACUUGCAAUAUUAAAUUAGAUAUAGAUGAAUUCUUUUCCAAAGAGAAGCAGGAAUAGUUGAAAUCCUAUAUAUAUGAAAAACAGAAACAAGUACUAUACAAAUAUGAUUUUUUAAGAUUAGAAGGAUUAAUAAAAGUCUAUAGGAAACUUUAAAUAAAUAAGCUCAAGUGUAAUAAUCUACGACCUGUGUAAUAGCUUAAUUGCCACCUAGAUUUAAAAAUAACAAGGAGUCUUACCUCCAAUAAAUGUAAUUAUAAUCAAUUUAGAUCUUAGACAUUAUUUUAAAACAAACCUGAUAGAAUUAAAAAAUUGCUAUUAAAAAUUAGGCUAAGAUAUAGAGUUGAAAUAAUAAAGAGAGGAAAUAUAAAAAUAGAUUAACUUAUUACAAAUAGCAGAAAAUUUUAAAUUUGAACUAAAUUGUUUAGAAAGUGAAUUAAUGUAAAAUAGACUUUAAUUAAAUGAAUAAUUUGAGAGCAUCAGAAAUUAAAUAGAGAAUAUUACUGAGGAUGAAUUACUGUAAGAUUUAGUGAGUUUUUGUACAGCAAUUUCAAGAGCAAAUAUUGUUUUGAAGAAGUAACUUAUAAUUGUAAAGUAAAUAUAUUAAUUUGACACAAAAGAUUUGUAAUAGCAAUAAAAUUAAUUUUAGUUAUUUGUAAAUGAUGGAAAUAGAUAAAGAAAAUAAAUAAAGUAGUUACUCUUAAGAUACUGAUGUUACAAGUUAGUAAUCACCAUAAAAAAACUGCGAUUAAAAUUUAAUCAUUAACAAAAAUAUUAGAAAUCAAGAAUGUUUGUGUACAAUAUUUUGAUGAGAUUUAAAAUGUGUAUUAUAAAAAACAGAAAAUAGAGAUG
This is a messenger RNA of Paramecium sonneborni, 1013 nucleotides long. NCBI's taxonomy places the organism in Eukaryota, Ciliophora, Oligohymenophorea, Peniculida, Parameciidae. The record is from the annotation of a GenBank genome assembly.